AUGACCUCGGACAAACCUUUCAACAUUAAAAAUGUGGCCAUCAUUGGCGCAGGUCCAGCAGGUCUUGCUUCUUUAUACGAAUUUCUACACACCAACAAAGAUGGCUCUUCCACUAUAUCAAACCCCAAACUCCCACAGCUGAAUCUAAACUACCCGCAAUCACAGGAUCCUGCAUUUGAGAAAAUUGUUGUUUUUGAACAAAAAAACCAACCCGGUGGGAUAUGGGCACCUUCGAACUUUGAGGCAGAUUAUCCUGUACCUCCACAACUGAUUAUGGAUAAAGAGCAGUAUCACAAUCCUGAACAAAUUAGACCAAGGAAUACAAUACCCGAGGAAAUCAAAGGCGCUACUUAUGAAAAACCCUUUAUCGAGGAGAAAAAGAAUAUUGAUAAGAACCAUCUUCAAGGAAGUUCAAAAAUUGGGGAUACUGAAUUUGUUGAGAAACAACGAAAAUUGAUAAAUGAGUUGCAAUGGAGCAGGUCUGGAAUCUUUUCAUUUUUAUUCACAAAUAUCCCACAAAGGAUUACAAGGUAUAGUUAUAUGAAGGACGAACCAGAAUAUCACGAUAAAACAAGGAAAAUUUACCCAUUCAUGACACAUCAAGAGUUGACAAAUAGAUUCACUAAUUUUAUCGAGCAAGAAGAUUUGCUCAAAUAUAUCAGGCUAAGCACCUCAGUUGAAAAUGUUCACAAGAACAUAAAGACAGGGAAAUGGGUGGUGACCGCUAGACAAAGAGGUUCUUCAACUGAUGGACUCGAUACUUGGUACCAAGAAGAGUUUGAUGCCGUUGUUAUUUCCAAUGGCCAUUUUAAUAUCCCAUUCAUUCCCCACAUAAAAGGGCUUGCCCAAUAUAAUGCCAAUUUCCCCAAUCGAAUUUUGCAUGCAAAAAACUUUAGGGACCCAAAAGAGUUUACUAAUAAGGAUGUCUUGAUUAUUGGCGGUGGUGUUUCCACUACAAAUGUAUUGCAGUAUGUGGUUCCUGUUGCAAAAUCAGUAGCAAACUCAAAAAGAGGCGAGCAAAAGGUGUUCAAGUUCAUUAAUAAAGCAUUAGUUUCAAAAGGAAUUGAACCGAAACCACCAGUAGAAUAUGUAGACCCAAUUACGGGUCUUUUCCAUUUUCAGGAUGGUACUCUGGCAGAAUUUGAUAAAGUCAUUUUCUCAACCGGUUAUCACUAUUACUUUCCAUUUCUUGACUCUAGUGAAUACUUGCUGUUGAAUAACCCAGGAAAUUACUCACGCGUGGGUGGAUUAUUUCUUCACACUUUUUGCCAGAAAGAUCCAACAUUGGGUACCGUUGGUGUAUGUCAUUCACAGUUCAAUUUCCAUACCAUUGAGGCAAGUGCUGCUGCUCUAGCAGGAGUUUGGUCGGGGGCAACACACUUGCCCGAUAUCAAUCAACAACGGAAAUGGGAGGAGGAUCUAUUGAAGGAAAAGGGAAACAACAUUCUGUUCCAUAUAUACAACCACUACAAUGCAAAAGUGUUUGUCGAUUUGGUGAAACCGUAUUUUCCAAAAGGAAGGUACGACCCAUUAAUAUUUGAUGGUGAAUUCGCUAGUGAUGUUGAUAUUGGCUUCGACCAUCUCGAAAAGCUAUUCUAUGGAUUGAAAGAUGGUACAAUCACCAUUGAAGAAACCAAUGAUUGGGAUCUAUCGAAUGGAGUGAGCAAGGCAAAUUUUCAUGGAUGA
Lodderomyces elongisporus is the source of this 1686-nucleotide messenger RNA. RefSeq lists its product as uncharacterized. The coding region runs from base 1 to 1686 and encodes 561 amino acids. The record is from RefSeq and is a predicted model, not a curated record. Gene Ontology annotation, molecular function: NADP binding; flavin adenine dinucleotide binding; N,N-dimethylaniline monooxygenase activity. Lineage: Eukaryota; Fungi; Ascomycota; Pichiomycetes; Serinales; Debaryomycetaceae. The transcript has a single exon.